CUGGGAACAAAUGGCGUCUGGAGUCAACUUAGGGGAUACGCUAUCGACAGCUUUGAGCUCGUCCGUGGCUACGUUUUACAUCGCUGGAUGGAAGUCUUGCACGUCCUUCGUGAAGGCCCGAGAGGUGGCAGCGGCCAUGCAGAUGCUGUACCCGGACCGCGUAGCCUUUGAGACCCACCCGUUUGAAGACCGUAACGCUUUCAAGCAAUGGCUAAGUGCGUCCCAGGAUGACAUCACCGCUCAUUUUGGGGCCGAUUCGAGGGCCACUAAGCACGUGACGUCGCCCUUUGUGUGGAGCAGCACAAUAUUUGUGGGUGGGUGUGACGAGCUUCUGGCCUUCUUCCGCUCUGGUAUCGCAGUCGGGAAGCCUCAGGGUGUGAUGCCCAGUGAGAAGCAGCCUACCCCAUCUUCUGCUCUUGCUCCGGAGACGGAUGGUUCUAUGCCCGAUGUUGCUGCUGAGACCUCGUCAACUGCUGCUAAGGAGGAAGCGAGCUACGACUACGACCUGGUCGUGAUCGGUGGCGGCUCGGGAGGACUGGCUUGCUCAAAAGAGGCGGCUUCGUUUGGACAGAAGGUCUGCGUACUGGACUACGUAAAACCGUCGCCCCAGGGCACGUCCUGGGGUCUUGGUGGCACGUGCGUGAAUGUUGGUUGUAUCCCCAAAAAGCUCAUGCACCAGAGCUCUCUGAUCGGUGAAGUCUUACACCACGACAGUGCCAGCUUUGGUUGGAACGUCUCGUCAGGGCAAGGAAGCGCACCGAUCUUCGACUGGAAGCAGUUGGUGACUAAUGUAGAUGGAUACAUCAGGGGCAUCAACUUCAAGUACAAGGUGGAGCUACGCAGCAAGUACGUUAAGUACGAGAACUUUUUAGGCUCCUUCAUCGAUCCGCACACUCUGGAGCUGUGGCAUCCACGCAAGGGCUCGAAGCAGAUCACUACUCGCGAUGUGGUUAUUGCUGUGGGUGGUCGACCGAGAGAGUUGACUAUUCCUGGUGGGGAACACGCAAUCUCGAGUGACGAUAUCUUUUGGAUGAAAACGAAGGAGCCGGGCAAGACGCUUGUGGUCGGAGCCUCGUAUGUCGCGCUUGAGUGUGCAGGCUUUUUGAAGGGCAUGGGUUACGAUGUGAAGGUGAUGGUACGCUCCAUUUUGCUUCGUGGCUUUGACCAGGACAUGGCCAACAAGAUCGGCGAGUACAUGGAAGUCCAGUCGGGUAUCGAGUUUAUUCGCAAGACAGUCCCGCAGUCCAUUACGAAGCUUGAGAACGGCCAACUGUUGGUCAAGUGGACUAGUGAAGAUGGCGAGAGCUGCGAGGAGGCUUUCGACUCCGUACUUAAUGCUACAGGCCGUGACCCGGACAUCGCCAAGCUAGAUCUGGAUAAAGCUGGCGUGAAACUGAACGAGAAAACUGGUCGCAUCUGGGUCAAGCACGAGCAGACGUCGACGCCGAAUAUUUAUGCCAUUGGUGAUGUCAUUGACGCACCAGAGCUCACUCCAGUGGCUAUUCAGGCUGGACGCUUGCUCUCGCGUCGUUUGUACAACAACGCAACGGUUCAGAUGGACUAUGAUAAGGUAUGCACGGCAGUGUUCACCCCCAUUGAGUACGGGUGUUGCGGACUGUCGGAGGAGGACAGCAUUAAGCGCUUUGGCAAAGACAAAAUCGAGGUUUACCACACAAAUUUUGUGCCACUGGAGUGGUCGCUGUCGACGGAAACGCGUGCGGCCGCCGAGUCGUGCUAUGUGAAGGUCAUCUGCGAUAGAAUCCGCGAUAAAUUCGUGGUGGGCUUCCAUUACUUGGGACCGAAUGCCGGUGAGGUGACCCAGGCUAUGGGUUUGGCGAUGAAGCUUGGCUUCACGUACGACCAAAUGGUUGACACGGUGGGCAUUCACCCGACGACAGCAGAGUCGUUUACGACGUUGGAGGUAACCAAAAGCAGUGGAGUGUACUUUCGCACUUCCAUUUUCAUAUCGACCAACAUGAGAUUGAGUGGCAGCUUUCCCUGUUCUACUUUUCUUCUCCUGCUCGCUCUCCUGCCCGCCUGCGUCGCCGGUCAGCGACGACUGGAUGCGGGUCUAGGCGAGGGCCAGAUCGUGCUGCACCCGCCUCCUUUCUUCGUCGUGGAUGGUCUGGACUUUCAGGGCAUGGCACUCGCUUACCUACAGGAGCAGGGAAUCAACACGAGCAUCGAGGCACAGAGCUGGAUGCAACAACAAGGAUACAGUUCGCUGCGCGCCAUGCUGGAUGAUGAAUCGCUUUACAAGGUGACAGAGGAGGCCAUCUUCGAGUGCGGACUCACAAGCCCUAGGACUGAGACUCAGCCCAUCCCGACGAACAACUCGUUUCAGACGUCGGGCUACACGCUGGACGGCCCGUGUGAGAUCUGGCUGGACGACACCAAGGUGGCCUCGGGCCGCAACUGCCAUACCGAAUUCCCACACGGCCAGCACCAGGUCGACUACAGCUCAUGCGGCGGCUCGUGCCAUCUAUCUUGGUACUGGCUCGGCAUCAAAUACGUCGAGGGAAUCUACUCUUGGCAGGUCUACAAAAACUGUGUGGGUCUAAGCAAGAACCCAACGGCUUAG
Messenger RNA from Phytophthora infestans T30-4, 2581 nucleotides. Its product is annotated as thioredoxin reductase 1. The record is from RefSeq and is a predicted model, not a curated record. The transcript is spliced from 3 exons. Gene Ontology annotation, molecular function: flavin adenine dinucleotide binding; glutathione-disulfide reductase (NADPH) activity; thioredoxin-disulfide reductase (NADPH) activity. Gene Ontology annotation, biological process: glutathione metabolic process; cell redox homeostasis; cellular response to oxidative stress. Lineage: Eukaryota; Oomycota; Peronosporomycetes; Peronosporales; Peronosporaceae. The coding region runs from base 11 to 2581 and encodes 856 amino acids. Gene Ontology annotation, cellular component: cytosol; mitochondrion.